Messenger RNA from Amphiprion ocellaris (clown anemonefish), 4167 nucleotides. It is a transcript of the gene u2af2a, whose product is annotated as U2 small nuclear RNA auxiliary factor 2a. The transcript is spliced from 12 exons. Gene Ontology annotation, biological process: mRNA processing. Gene Ontology annotation, molecular function: pre-mRNA 3'-splice site binding; poly-pyrimidine tract binding. The record is from RefSeq and is a predicted model, not a curated record. Bases 525 to 1955 code for a protein of 476 amino acids. Gene Ontology annotation, cellular component: commitment complex; nucleus; U2AF complex. Lineage: Eukaryota; Metazoa; Chordata; Actinopteri; Pomacentridae.
UCAACUUCCUGUGUCACGGGGUAUCUGGGAGACGGAGAGAAAAAGCGGGCACACGGACAUCUGUGUGGUUUUCUGUCGCUGUGCACCAUCUCAGCACCUCCAAGUUUGGCUUAUAAAGCCGCAGAGCUGCACCCAGAGGGCCUGCGACCCGCCGGGAUCCGCAUUCGGCUCGGAAAAGACUCAUUCAUUCACUCAUUUGUACUCGCUAAGCUAGCUAGCUGAGCGGCUAACCCAGGCCCGUUCCGUUAGCCAGUUAGCAGCAUUAGCACGCUAACCCAUGCGUUUUCUUUCUCUGUGAUUCUCGCCGUUAUCGCGUUGUAAACAAACACCGCGACGCUGGUGUGUGUGCCGGUCGGCAGUUUUUGGUAAUCGUGUCUGUAAGCGAUCCGCUAGUUGAAGCUAACUCGCCGGAGCUCCAUCGGUGAAGCGCUUUUAAAAGUCUGGUUGACUUUGUUGCUAGCUGCUAGCCGCCGACUGAACAACGCAGAGCCCGAGAGCCGAGCAGCUCCUCCGCCCGCCGAGAGAUGUCGGACUUCGACGAAUUCGAGAGACAGCUGUCCGAAAACAAGCAAGCUGAGCGGGACAAGGAGAACCGCCACCACCGCCGCUCCUCCUCCCGCAGUCGCAGCAGAGAGAGGAAGAGGAGGAGCAGAGACCGCGACAGACGCAGCCGAGACCGCAGAGGGGACAGUAAGGAGCGCAGACACAGACGCAGCUCACCAUCCAGCUACCCCCAGGACAAUGCUGGAAGCCGCUCUCCUCACCGCGAGAAGAAGAAGAAGGUGAAGAAGUACUGGGACGUCCCUCCGCCUGGUUUUGAACACAUCACGCCCAUGCAGUACAAAGCCAUGCAAGCUGCAGGCCAGAUCCCAGCCACAGCCCUCCUGCCAACCAUGACCCCAGAUGGCCUGGCUGUUACUCCCACACCUGUACCUGUAGUGGGCAGCCAGAUGACCCGGCAGGCCCGCCGCCUCUAUGUGGGAAACAUCCCCUUUGGUAUCACAGAGGAGUCGAUGAUGGACUUCUUCAAUGCCCAGAUGCGUUUGGGUGGUCUUACUCAGGCCCCUGGAAACCCUGUCCUCGCAGUACAGAUCAACCAGGACAAGAACUUUGCCUUCCUCGAGUUCCGCUCAGUGGAUGAAACAACACAGGCCAUGGCCUUCGACGGCAUUAUCUUUCAGGGCCAGAGCCUGAAGAUCCGCCGUCCCCACGACUACCAGCCGCUGCCCGGCAUGAGCGAGAACCCCAGUGUCUAUGUGCCUGGUACACAGACAAUUAAUGGCGUGGUGUCCACAGUGGUGCCCGACUCGGCUCACAAGCUCUUCAUCGGCGGUUUGCCCAACUACCUGAACGACGACCAGGUGAAGGAGCUGCUGACGUCGUUCGGCCCUCUGAAGGCCUUCAACCUGGUCAAGGACAGUGCUACAGGCCUCUCCAAGGGUUACGCCUUCUGUGAAUACGUCGACGUCAACCUCAACGACCAGGCUAUCGCUGGACUGAACGGCAUGCAGCUGGGAGACAAGAAGCUCCUGGUGCAGAGAGCCAGCGUGGGAUCCAAGAACGCCACCCUGACCAGUAUAAACCAGACCCCGGUGACGCUGCAGGUCCCGGGCCUGAACAGCUCCGUCACCCAGAUGGGUGGUCUUCCCACCGAGGUGCUCUGCCUGAUGAACAUGGUGGCGCCCGAAGAGCUGCUGGACGAUGAGGAGUACGAGGAGAUCGUGGAGGACGUCCGGGACGAGUGCAGCAAGUAUGGCCAGGUGAAGAGCAUUGAGAUCCCGCGACCCGUGGACGGCCUUGAAGUACCUGGAACCGGCAAGAUCUUCGUGGAGUUCACGUCGGUGUUCGACUCCCAGAAGGCCAUGCAGGGUCUGACAGGACGGAAGUUUGCCAACAGGGUGGUGGUGACCAAAUACUGCGAUCCAGAUGCCUACCACCGCCGGGACUUCUGGUAGAGGAGGCCCCGAGGAGACGUGGGAGGGGGGUGGGAGCGACGACGUUGGGUGGGGUUGGGGCGGUUCAUCGCCGCCCGUUUCCAAACCGACCUCCAGAUCCGACAUUUGGUUCGGAUCCGUCGGCGGCUCGGUUCGGACGCCGGCGGCGAUGUUUGAGAAAUGUGUGUAAUAACGGGUCGGGGAGGGGCGACGACUUUUCUACUUUAUGAGAUGUUGUUUUGGGGAGGGACGGGGGGAGCCGGCCGGAGGUUUGUAUUUAAACGGAGGGAGAACGUUAGUAGACGGAGGGCGUUUCUGUUCUGAUGUAGAUACUCGGUAGCUGUAACAUCCACUGGGGUUAGAGGAGGAGAACCUUCCUGGAUUCUUUCUGUCCUUUCCUUUCCUUCCUUCCUUCCUUCCUUCGACCGGUUGGACUCUCUCUGAAUGUCAGCUGUAAUUGUUCUGAUUCUGUGUGUAGCUUCACUGAUUAAUCUCACCGUGUGUUCAGGCCGCAGAGCAACAGGAAACAUUCUUUUUCUACCUUCUGUUGCCUUUUAUUUCCAUCUUUUUUUUAAUUAAACACCCCGAUUUAAAUUCAAAGGAAGCUGAGGAGAGGGUUCAUCUCUUCCUUUACCAACGAGCCUUAACGUUUGGAGAAAUUUGGCCGCCGCCCCUCGAUUAUCUGUCUCCGUGUGUCUCGUACUUGAGCCGUUUUAUUCUCCGGUCGUCUUUUUUUCUCGUGCAACGUCUCACCUCUUUGACCAGACCAAAUAAAACUCACCACUAACACCCUGCAGAGGAAUCUCGCUGAACAUCGCUAGUUUCUGUCCACGGAAAUGUCGCUUUUUUUUGUAGAAUUGAUGAAUAAACGGAACCCUGCGGAGUCAAACGCCCGGAGCUGUCGUGGUUUUCUGUCUCCUGUCCGAGUGUUUGGGUUUAAAUCCAGAUUUCUGACUGUUUCCAUGGUUAUUUUUUCCAUUUUUCUAAACUGUCGGGUCUAAAAUGUUGAAAUUGGUAUGUUUUUUUUGAGGAAAAUGCAGCUUCUGUCUCAUGCAGGAGUUCUCUGCAUCAACUGUUCUACCUUUAUAGUGGACUAGAACCUGAUAGAACAUAGAGGGAACCAACAGGAACAUCUGGGAUGAAGAAAAAGACGCAUUAUGACUAAGUUUGGACAGUAAAAUGUGAAAUAAAACAAAAAUGGUUAAAAUCCAUCAUUAAUGUCUCAUUUUAAUGUUUAGUCUCUUGUUUAUGUCAUUUCCAGCCAGAAUAAACCUGUUCUAUGAAUAAAAUUCACUAUAAAUCCAAAUUUGAUACAAAGAGGAACAAUUUUGUAUCUUUUUUGGGACUGACUAUAAUUUCAAGGAAUAUGACCAACUUUGGACAGUAAAAUGUGAGGAAAAACAACAUAGAAAUAACAAAUUCAUCAUUAACGUCUAUUUUUACUGAGUUUUGUCUCUUGUUUGUGUCAUUUCUAGCCAGCAGAAACCUGUAGAUCAAAUAAAAACUCACUAUAAAUGAAAAUUUGGCAUCACAAGGAACAAUUUUGUGUCUUUUUUGGGACUAGAAAUGUAAAAACUACAUUUAAAUAAUACAAAUCCAUCAUUAACAUGUCAUUUUACUGAGUUUUUUCACUAGUUUUUGUCAUUUCCACUCAGAAUAAACCUGUUCUACAAAUAAAAAUCCACCAUAAAUGUAAAUUUGGCACAAAAAGGAGUAAUUUUAGAGCAUUUCUAGGACUAGAACUGACUGGAGAACGGCUGCAUUUUGCUCAAAAACUGACAGAAGUUCAAAGUUUCUUUGGAUGUGGUAUUUUUCGUAAAAAUGCAAAAAAAAAAUAAUCUUCAUUUUUCUUUUUAUCGUUUCGUUAAACGGCUUUUUAAAAAUCCAUAACGUCGCCUCUGUCGUCCUGCAGAGAAAUCUCGCUGAAAUCGAUUGUUUCUGUCCACAGAAAUGUGUUUUUUUUGUAGAAUUUGCCGGAUCGACGCCCGGAGCUGUUUGGGUCUAAAUCCAGAUGUUGGAUUCUUCAUCCUGAGGACCACAUGAAGGGAGACGGCGUCGCUGAUAAACACUUUCUGGAGAAAACAAAUCUGCUCUUUCGUUUCCUUUUUCUCUUAUCGGGGAUUAAAUGUGAUUUGUUAGAACCCUGAAGGCCACCGCUAGUUUCUAAAAGCAGAAGCAGUCUUUAUUUGUCCCAUUUGUUUUCAGAUGUUGAUUAAAAACUGAAUUUACACGA